This is a messenger RNA of Adineta ricciae, 480 nucleotides long. NCBI's taxonomy places the organism in Eukaryota, Metazoa, Rotifera, Eurotatoria, Adinetida, Adinetidae. The record is from the annotation of a GenBank genome assembly.
AUGGAUAAUAUGAAACGGUUUUUUAAUCCUGGUGAACCAGAACAGGAACAGAACGCAAUUAUGUCUGAGAUAUCCGGAUUGUCAUGGGAUACACGUAUUAAAGCAUUCGGUAUCUGUCUACUUGUUGCUGUUCUACUUGGUAUUGGUUCGGUGAUUAUCUAUUUCCUCGGUGGCAAUUUAACGGGCUUUGCUGUUCUCUAUACCUUCGCUGUUAUUGCUGGUGUCGCAUCUACAAUAUUUUUGAUGGGUCCAAUGAAUCAAUUAAAGAAAAUGUUUGAUCCCAGUAGAUUAAUCGCUACUCUUGUGUUUAUUGGAUCCGUUAUAAUGACACUUGUGUCAGCUCUUGCCUUAAAAAUCGGCGUUCUUGUUCUUAUUUUUGUUAUUAUUCAAUUUCUCGCCCUUGCUUGGUACACAAUCAGUUACAUUCCAUUUGCACGAGAGGCGAUCACCAGUUGCUGCCGCGGAGUGAUGAGUGUUUAA